CUUCCUAAAAGAGAACUACAAGCUUCAAUUUAAUUACUCUCUUCCUUUCAUUUCGUUCAUCAAAUUUAUAGAUUCACUCUCAAUUUAACGACAUAAAAUCAAAAUGCAUACCAUUACUACUCCGUCAUCCGGCGUAAGUCUCAAAUCCUUAGUCCGGCAAACGUCGCCGCCGCCGGGUCAGAUCAACCGGUUCGUUCCGGUUCGACUCGUUGUCCAGUGCGGUUACCGAUUUGACUCGUCCAACACGAAUGCUAGUAUUGUGAAUACCAACGGUGCUCCGGCGAGCAAUAACUUCGCCGGCCAUGUCGGAGCGUCUCGAGCUGACUGGCAGAGUUCUUGCGCCAUUCUGGCUAGCAAGGUUGUUUCGCAGCAGCAGGAUACUGAGAAAAUAGGCGGAGCCGGUGAGAUCACUGUCGUGAACGGCCACAAAUCUCUGGAUCUCGUUCCUAUUGACAGCAACCUCCCCAAGCCGCUCACAAUUACUGACCUCUCUCCUGCGCCGAUGCACGGCUCGCAGCUUCGCGUGGCCUACCAAGGAGUACCUGGCGCGUAUAGUGAAGCUGCUGCCGGAAAGGCUUAUCCUAAAUGUGAAGCCAUACCUUGCGAUCAAUUUGAGGUUGCAUUUCAGGCCGUGGAACUCUGGAUCGCAGAUCGUGCAGUACUCCCUGUAGAGAAUUCUCUUGGAGGUUCAAUUCACCGAAACUACGAUCUCCUCCUCCGUCACCGUCUCCACAUAGUCGGCGAAGUCCAACUUCCCGUUCAUCACUGCCUCUUAGCUCUUCCAGGCGUUCGUAAAGAAUACCUAUCCAGAGUCAUCAGCCAUCCACAAGCCUUAGCCCAGUGUGAGCUGACUCUCACAAAACUCGGUUUAAACGUAGUGCGUGAAGCCGUCGACGAUACCGCCGGAGCUGCUGAGUACAUCGCCGCCAACAACCUCCGUGACACAGCCGCCAUAGCGUCCGCACGCGCUGCAGAAUUAUACGGUCUACAGAUCCUAUCGGAAGGUAUUCAGGACGAUUCAAGCAACGUAACUCGAUUCGUGAUGUUAGCGAGAGAACCAAUAAUUCCACGAACUGAUCGUCCAUUCAAGACGAGCAUAGUUUUCGCACACGACAAGGGAACGAGCGUGCUGUUCAAGGUGCUAUCAGCUUUCGCUUUUCGUAAUAUCAGCUUGACGAAGAUUGAGUCUCGGCCACAUCGUAACAGGCCGAUUCGGUUGGUGGAUGAUGCGAAUGUGGGAACGGCAAAGCAUUUUGAAUACAUGUUCUAUGUAGAUUUUGAAGCGUCAAUGGCGGACGUGAGGGCACAGAAUGCGUUGGCUGAAGUUCAGGAGUUCACAUCUUUCUUGAGGGUAUUGGGUAGCUAUCCUAUGGACAUGACCCCAUGGUGUCCUUCUAGGGAAGAGUAACAAUUCUUUUUCCUACUCAAAAAAUGACAUGUGAACAAAUAAUUAUUUUCUUUAAUUUGUAAUUAUAUUUUCCGAAUUAGGAAAAAUGUCAAGCAAUUUAAGUUUAAUUCCAUUCAAAUUUUCUCUCUCUA
Molecule: messenger RNA, 1539 nt
Organism: Solanum dulcamara
Lineage: Eukaryota; Viridiplantae; Streptophyta; Magnoliopsida; Solanales; Solanaceae
Product: arogenate dehydratase 1
Exons: 1
Coding region: 104-1408 (434 amino acids)
Biological process (GO): L-phenylalanine biosynthetic process
Cellular component (GO): chloroplast; cytoplasm
Molecular function (GO): prephenate dehydratase activity; arogenate dehydratase activity
Source: RefSeq, a predicted model, not a curated record